AUGGCGCUCUCACAAGCUGCGGGAAAUUCCACAAAUGCGUCCUUCAAGGACAAGGAGAAGCCUAUGGCUGUUCGAGCAGCAAAUAUCCUGGCUGCCAGAGCUUUGAGUGAUGCUGUACGGACGUCCCUCGGUCCCCGAGGAAGUAAGUCAAUAACCUUCAGCCUCGAAUAUAUUUACUGA
Cadophora gregata is the source of this 180-nucleotide messenger RNA. RefSeq names its product T-complex protein 1 subunit delta. The transcript has 3 exons. Bases 1 to 180 code for a protein of 59 amino acids. NCBI's taxonomy places the organism in Eukaryota, Fungi, Ascomycota, Leotiomycetes, Helotiales, Ploettnerulaceae. The record is from RefSeq and is a predicted model, not a curated record.